AUGAGCGAUUCUCGAUUGAAAAGUAUUCUUUUCGCGACUCUAACUUGUGCAGUUACAAUUGGAAUUUUCGUUACGGACAUUCUUGGGACUUGGCUUCACUGGCAACUUACCGCUCAUCUUUGUAAGUCCAGUAGUUUGCGACGCCACCACCGAAAGAUGACCAACUACUGUAUGGAGAUGUGGUGCUUCUUGAGAGGCGGUGCUUCUACGGAGGGAUUUGAAAGGAAUUGCCGCAGUAGUAGUGAUGAAAAUAAUAAUAAUAAUAAUAAUAAUAAUAAUAAUAAUAAUAAUAAUAAUAAUAAUAAUAUCAGCUACAAAAAUUCAAAGUUAGCAUGGUACGACAAGUAUUUGACUCGAUUCUUUUUGUUGCCCCUGGUCAUUGUUUGCGUCUUCGCUUCCACCAGUCAGUUCUCGGGGAUCAACGUCGUAGAAUUCUACAGUAUGACAUUGUUAACUGAAGUUUCUGGACCGGAAAAUGCAUAUCUGGCUACUUUAGUUCUGGAUGUUGCAUCAGUAGCAUUCAGCAUUGUCGCAUGUUGGAUGGUAGCUAUGUAUCCUAGACGUUUACUCACGAGCAUAUCUGGCUAUGGAACCGCACUGACUCUCUUUGCUUUGUCAGCAUGUUUGUUAGCUGAUUACGGUAAACCUUGGAUGUCUAUUGUGUUACUUUUCAUCCACACUUGUACAGUGACAAUCGAACUAGUACCGUUGCCUUGGCUUCUCUGUGGUGAAGUUUUUACAGAUACUAGCACAAGAGCCUUUGGAUCGGCAUUGAGUAGUGGUUUCGCUUUUUUUUUUCUUUUUCUGUGCCGUAAAAACCGGGCCGAUUGUGUUGGAUAUAUUUUUUAUCACAAGGCACGUUUGCCAUUUAUGGUUUGGUCGCUCUCCUAG
This is a messenger RNA of Cotesia congregata, 891 nucleotides long. The record is from the annotation of a GenBank genome assembly. NCBI's taxonomy places the organism in Eukaryota, Metazoa, Arthropoda, Insecta, Hymenoptera, Braconidae.